UUUAAGGUUUUAGUAGUGGCUGUGUUCGUUCGAUUUCGGAUGUGCAGAGUAAAAAAAAGAUUAUUUUGUAGUGAAUAAAAUAUUUUUUGAAAAGCGCAGAAUAAAAAAAUUCGCUAUCGCGACCGCCAUUGUUUUACUGCGCACAGUAUGAAAACGACAUUAGUGUUUGCUAUUCAAGAAGUGCGGAGAUAAAAAAGUGAAAAAUUGAAAAUUCGUAAAACUCAAAGCAAGCGGAAUAAGAAUAUGUUGGGGAAAAAAGUUUUCUCACAAAUGUCGAAUUGGCUUUUGUUAUCCAUAUAGUGGCUGGUGUUGUUUUUGUAAAUCUACAGUGACUACCACUCGUUCAUUCUGCCUCUAAUUAAAUCUAAAAGAGAAUAAGAAAAAAAUAAAGGCGGCCAUAACUAAAAAAAUUAUAAUUUGAAAUAGUUUCGUGUAGUUAAUAUCAAAUAAAGUUUGCUAUUUAAAACUUACUUGAAGAGUGCUUGUGGGGGUUUAAAGUUUUUGAGUACAUUAUAAAACCUUAAACCAACAGAAAAAAUCAAAGUAAAUAGUCAUAUAUGAAAGUACUAAAUCGAAAUUCUGUUCCCGUUUCGUGGUGAAAGAAGAGGAAGAAUUUGUAGCAAAGCUAAACCCCUAGCUGUAUGGUUGUAUGGCGCGAUUAUGAAUUUGUGAUUUCGUCAAAAAGUUUAAAUUUAAAUGAAAUACUCCACAUUUGCAGUAUUGAAAAAGCUCGCGAAUUUAUAAAAUUCAAUAAGUUUUUUGAGUGUAAUGUGUUAGAAAGAACCCUAUUCAUUUUAUGCAAAAUCUACUUCAGAGAGACAGCUUGGAAUUGGCUGGUGAACACCAAUUCCACAUAUGCAAAAUAGAUCAGCUGAUUUGUUCCACAAAGAAAGAAAUAUUCACAUCGAAAGAAAGAAUAUUUAUAAACAGCUAGCAAACACUGUUCUUUUAAGUUAUAUAUCAAGAAAGAAGGAAAACAACAUUAAAAAUUGAGAAGUCAAUUGAUACGACGACGCGCGCAAUACGCAGGCGCAGUCAACGAGUUGGCAGUGGUCGUGGUGCUGAGAACGAAACCGUGGCGGUGGAUAGUGGAAUCAACGCCAGCGCAUUGACAGACGCUGCGUAUGAUAGCAUCGUGGCCGCUGACGCCGCGAUUAAUGAGAAACCAGAUGAAUCAGCUUCUGGUAGUAAAACUAUGGCACCUGCGCUCAACGAGCCAAUGAGCCCCACUGAAAAAUUGUCCAACUCGAUGACAAAAGUUGCACCUCCAUCUCGUUCGACUAAGAGUGUUGGUGAACCCGGCUCAACAACGCCAACAACGCUCAUCACCAAUAGCGAACAAAAAGUAAAAGGUUACCAUCGAUCGUCUGUUUCUACCCCAACGUCGUCAUCAUCGACAUCUAAUUCGACACGGGUGACCCGCUCCAAAGACGCCUAUCAACGAGUUUUUGAACAGGCUGUGUCGCCCACUACAACAAUUGCGCAACAAUCAAAACAACUAAGCAACACAUUGACAGAUAAAAAAGGUACAUCGGUAAUAGAUACCAGUUUGACAGAGGUGGAAAAGAGGGAGACUCAGAAGGAAGAUACUAACAGUAAUGAGCCAAUGGGCCUAAGCGUAAUCUUACAUAACAAAGGCAUUAGUAUUGGUAAUGACAAUAAUAUUGUUGAGCCAAUAUUUUCGGAUGCAGAGGCGAAUGAGACACUUCGCAAAGAAACCGAAUCAAACUUCAACAAUAAUAAUAAUACAAGUAUAAGUUGCAAAAGUAAUUCCACGGAACAGCUUUUGGCCGAUUUGACAAACGAUAUUGAAGAGAGCAUAACAACGAAAGUUUGUAUUCGCAAACAUCUUCAAGAAGUCACAGUGGGGAAGAACGGCUCAAAUACAUCGAACGUUCUAACAAAUACAAAAUCGGAAACUAAAGAACCCACUAACAAUCUUAAAAAUUGUGGAAAAGACGCAAAGGAAGCUUUAAGCCCCCAUAACGCACAAUCCUCUCAAAGAGUUGAAUCACAACACAUGGAAGUGGAGUUUCUUAAUGAAAGUAAUGAAAAAAGCGAAAAUUCUAUAGGGUCCACCUCCAAAACGCAAGCACAAAAGAUAUCAAUAGGCAAUGAGAGAAAAAGGAGUAGUGACGGCAAUUUAACAGCUCUGGGACAAGAAAAGCCUACACCGCCUGUUCAAAAUGAAGAGGUACAUGCCGAGUCGGGGAAAGGGAACUCAAGUGCUCUGAAAUCAGAUGCUGCAACGCGUAUUCAAAUUUUGUCGGUAGACGUCCUGCCGCCAAUAAGUACAGAUUCAACAAUGACCGCCUCAGAAGUGGAGGAUAAUCUUGAAGAGAGAUUAAGUCAAUUGGAUGGUACGGCGAUGGCUUCGCCAACUUGUGACGAGGGUAAUGCGCCAGUAAGUGGUAGCAUUGGAACUCUUCCCGUAUCAACAACACCACCGUGCACACCAACAAAGCAACAAACACAUCUCCAACAGGUGCAGCAGUUGCAACUUCAAUUGCAACAAACCCCACCAACACCAUUAUCAAAUCAAGUGCGCCAGCUACAACACUCUUUCACGCCGCAAAGCAGCACAUCAUCGGUGAAUACAUUGAACAGCACGAAUUUACCACCGGCGUUUAUGAAAGAGGGUGGUGCUGGCGAACUAGAGGAUCAAGAUAUAGAGGAGGUUUUGAAAGUGCUUAAAGGUUUCGAUGGCAGCGCUGGCGCUGAUACGCUCUGCGACUUAAAUGUACUAUUUAAUGAAGAGUACACACUAUACGAAGACGUCAGUAGCCAGGUAGCAUCUACAUCGAACAAACCGAGCCCUUUAAAGGAAAUGCAAAGUGAAAUCGAACGAAAUCAACAAGCGAUGCAUCGGAAAAUUGAUUUUCUAUUACGGCGUUUGAGAAAAAUACAAUCUCGAUAUAUGAGCAAACACUGUAGCGAAGAAAUAGCUGGAUUGUUUGAGUGGACGGCGCGUAUAUCUGUGGGCAAAAGUAAUUCGAUGAAUAGAGUUACGGAUUUAAUAUGUCCUGACACCGCAAUCAGUGUCAUAGCAGCGCGACCUCCCGCCAAUAAUUGGGAGGAUGAGAAGAAUCCAGUGGCUUCAACUCAAAUGUCAUCUAUGUUACGACGUUUAGAGCAGUCUUCGAACGCCCAACAACUGUGCAUGGUUCCCACAAAUAGCAAUUUGAGUGUCGCCAGUGCGCAAAUGCCCCGAAAAUCUAAAAAGGCAUUUUUACAAGAUUUGCAAACCGCCGCGUCAACAUCCGCAGCGGCGCCGUCAAUAUCGACGCAAAUUGAACGUAAAGGUGAAGUUGUGGUUCCCAAUUACGAUAUAAAUGUCAGCGAAGAAUUGGCUCAGGUAGCUGGGCUGUUGCAAACUGAAAUGCGGGAGGUACAGACAGCCAUGGAUUCGGAUGCGACAGAGUCCAGCUCUGGCGGUGAAUCAGCCGAUGAAAUGGUCACCUAUAAUAAUCAAAUACAACAGCCAUUAGCUAUCGCAAAGCGGGCAGCUUGGCGAUAUUCACGAGAUAGAGCAGCGAUAGCCGCGCGUUGGUCAUGGCUACUUUCACAAAUAGCUGAUUUAGAAAUUAAAAUACGGCAACACACUGAACUACGACAGGAAAUUGUACGAACCAAGGGCUCAGUACUAUGUGGUCCAGAUGAAUCGUACGCAACUGCGAAUGAUGGUAGUCUCAAAACAGACGAAGCCUCCACAAUCAAUAUAACAGCAACAUCUGUUAAUGGUUAUAAAGGUAAUCUGACAGGAAACACAAGUAGUAAAGUGGAUUUAGCCGAAGGGGAUGGAACGGGAGUAAUGGGUGCUGCUCGCACUCGUGGAUUUGUGACAACACUUUUCCGCAAACGUAAACUUCUACAAACACAGAGCCUGCACACAAUUUCUAAGAAGGCUGCACGACCAAGUAAUAUCAAAUGUGGUUGCCAGUGGCCGUUCAAUCCAUGUGCACUCUGUACGGGCCGAAUAGAUCCGACGGCGCCUCGUGAUCCGCCAGAUACAAUGAUGAUGGCGGAUAGAAUAGCGCUACUGGAUCCUGGUUAUCAUCCUGUUUUAAGUUUCCGUGAAGACAUCAGCAGCACUUUGCACUUGGAGGCUAUUGCUCGAAUUCCAGAAUGGCAGCAAAGAGUUAUGCGUUGUCAAGUUAAAAGUAUUGCGAAAAGCGUCUGGAAAGCUGAACGAGAAGCCGAACGUGCAGCCGGACUUAACACAUCCAAGAAAUACAAUGAACCGGUCGUGAAACGCCGCUAUACAAAGAAAAAGGAUCGCUUGGCGAUGGAGGAAAAGAAUGCGGCGGCGGCAGCGGCUACGGCAACAACAGCAAAUUCUGCGAAUGCGUCACUGUCAACGGCAAUUGGUUUUACAACAGAUUCAUCGGCUAAUUUAACAAAAGGAGUCGGUCUGGAAAGUGUUGGAGCGACUACGAAUGUGUCAGCAGCUAGCGCAAAUGAAACCGCAGCGAUAACAGCAACAGCAACGUCAUUGCCGGCGAGCGAUGGUGGAAACGGUACUGGCAUUUUGUCUACGUCUACUACAACAACGCCACUUGUGGCCAACAAAGUGGCAAAAAAUUCAAAAAAGCUGCAUCAUUAUCAUCUAGUUGGCGACGGUGUGUUGUUGGAACCGCCACGACCCUUAUCACCGGUCGCCACCAAUCACAGCAGUCACAGUCAAAGCAGUUAUCACAGUCAACAAAGCGUCAACAGCAAUUCGGUACAUCAAACAAGCGACAAUCCUCCGCAAAAUUACGAUCCAUACAGUCCCAACCCAAUACAUUCAUCAUUGAUCUCCAGCAACAGUAAUGGCUUCAACGGCGGUGGCGGAGUAGUAGGCGGUGGUAGUAGUAGUGGUAUUGGCAACCACAAACAUAAUAAACAUCGUAAAAGUUCUGCGUCAAGCACAUCAAUGGGCAAUGCGAACAACAGCAGCGGCAACAACACUCAUUUUCAAUAUCAGAAUAAUUAUGUGUCAUCGAACUACACCAAUUACACCGGUGAAUCGAAUGAUGCAAAUUGGGACGGCUUUGCGACAAGGAGUCGCACAUCAUCGCCAACACAUGUCAGUGCAUCCAUCGGAAACAGCAACUAUUACAAAUACGAAAGAUCUAAAAAUCGAACUUCAUAUGACAUAGACAACAUUGUUAUACCCUAUAGUGUUGCGGCGACGACACGCGUUGAAAUUUUACAAUAUAAGGAAAUACCAACACCCAAAUGGCGUGUUAUUGAAGAAGGUGGAAGACCUGCUUCUGAGACAACCGAAGAAAAUGUUACGGAUAAUACAGUUACAGCGAAAACUGAUGUCGAUGGGAGGUUAGUAAAUGAUGUAAGUGAUAUCGCUGAUGUGGCAUCAGAUGAUAUAACAACAGCGAACACAAAUGAAGAUGUUAAAGAACAGAGUGCACCGGCGUUGUCAGUUGAAAACUCAGCAGCGACAACAACGGCAACAACAGAAAAUGCAACGCAAGCAUCCCAAAAAAUUGAUGUUUCUAAGGAAGUCCUGCCAACAAUUGUUUCUCCGCUUGUAAAUGCGCCGAAAGUGUUAGAGCAUAAAAAUAAUAAUGUUUUAUCAAAAGAUGGCAAUGUUUCAACAAAAGUUGAACGAGAAAACAAUACAGCUGACUCAACAACAGCUUCUACGUCGUCAGACGAGCCAGCAACGAAAAAAGUAAAACAUGAAAACCCCUCAUCUUCAGCUGAAUACACUAUAGCGGCUGAAACAGAAACUGUAGACGAUCCUAAUCCAGGAAAAAAUAAAAUUACAGAAACUGAGUUAACUUUGUCUUUCAAUGAUACGUCGCAGCUGAAUCGUAGUGACACAAUUCAGGAAGAUAACAUUGAGCCUGAUCUUACUGCUGAUGAAGGCAAUGAGACAGAGGACAUCUCUGAAGAAACUGUAAAGUUACGACAUGAGCGCGCGCUGGUAGAGGAGCGGCGAAAAUUCCAAACGUAUUUAAAAUAUCCUUGGAGUACACGUUCACGAGCUAAUCGGCGCAUUGACAGUCGCGCAGAAUCUAGUGGCGCCAACACUCCGGACCCCACUUCUCCGGCCCCACAAACCGCCAGUUUAUGUGGUGGUGAUCAGGAGAGUAUUCCGUCUCCUGCACCACCGUCUGCACCACUUAAUCCCUUAGACACGAUCACGGAAGUGACCGAGAAUGGCUUAUCAAACCCCAUUGGUGGCACCUCAAAUUGUGCGAAUAAUAAUGAUUUAAACAAACGUUUGGAACGCCGUCGUACAACAUCGACGAAAAAGGAUCGCGAAAUGGAGCGACGAAGUUCUACGCCAGAUUUAAGAGAGCUUGUGCCUCCAUAUGAACCUUUGAAAUUCCCACUUACCGAUGAGGAAUUUGAAGGCUUGCUAAAGGCAAUGCCCAUCGAAUUUCACCAUUUGAAUUUCGACGCAAAAUAUUUAGAAGACUGUAAUGGCACUGGUGCUGCCGCUGGUGGCUCCAAAUAUCCACGUCAUCGCAACAGUUGGCGUGGUGAUGGUUCGACUGUGGUUAACCGACGUGGAAAAUCAAUGCAAAACUGUGAUGUUACAACAAAUAAAAGACAGCGAGUUAAUGGCGGUAAGAUACGUAAAGGUUCGAAGGGCGGCAGGGGAAGGCGCCGCGGUAAUCAUACCCGCGUUAAAUUUAAUAAUGAAACGGUGAACAAUUGUGUGAAAUAUGGUGGUGGUGCGGCGGACGAUGUUGAAGAAGCGGAUGAUGACGACGAUGAUGAUGAUGAUGUCGAUUUAAUGAUGCUUUUAGCCGAGGGGGAUGAUGAUUAUGACUAUCCAAAACAUCAUUUGGCUCCCGAUGAUGAUCUCUUUGAUGGCGGCGCUAGUAGUGCAGGCGGUGUUGGAGCCCUAAACGGUGGCGCACGUGAGCGAAUGAUGAAUAUAGACGAUGAGUAUGAGGCUUAUUUAGGCCGACGUCAUCGUGACAGCGAUGCGGAGUCCACGGACAGCGAGCCAUUCGGCGAUGAUGAUCCGAACGAUCCAGAAUGGCGUGGCGAAAGCGAUGAUCGUGGUGGCGUUGGCGCUAAUGAACGUCAACGCCGUACCGUGAGGUAGCGAGAAUAAAUAAAUAAGUAAACUUAUUAAAGUCGCCUGAAGUAAUCGCCACUACGCUUUUAUAUAAUAUUUGAAUAUUUUCCACAUUUGUUUUAACAAAUUCGAUUCAUGUUGCGUUGCAUUAAUAUUUAGUGUGCGUAAUGCCUUGUUCGUGGUAAAGCUAUAGAAUUAAAUUUCCCAGUUUUAAUUACAAUAUCUAAAAAAUUACACAAAUACUUGCGAGCAAACACAAUUGACAAGAGUGAUAGACGAAUGGAUGUAUAAGAAAAAUAAAAAAUAACCCAGACCUAUAGUUGCACUUAAUUAAUGUACAAUAACAUAACAUAUUUCAGUUCUUACAUAAUUUACACAUUUAUAAGAAAUGUUUCGUAAAUAUGCAAAAGUAUGCUUUUCUCCAUUUGAAAAUUUGUAAUUUAUAUACAUACAUAAAUACCUACAUAUAUAUAAAUGAAUGCAAUUUUGUUGUGCUUUCAUGUAGUUUUAAAUAUCUACAGAUGUAUAUAAAUCAAUAUCACAUAUGUUCAUGAAAUUUUAAUGGUAACAACUGUAGGAGUAUAUUAAUUUUUUGCUGUCUUAAUAAAAUGCAAAAGUGCAGAAAAACGAAAAACGUCGAAAGUAAAGCAUUAACAAUAAUUGAAGGCAUUUUUUUUUUUUCUAAAAACACAUUUACAAACUAAUUUAUGUUGUAUUCGUCUUCAUUUGCGCACAACGACAGGAGGCGAAGUACGCAUUGUAAAAAUUAUAAAUAAGUUAAUGCUUUUAAUUUCUUAUCGGUACAUUUUAUAUUAGCUUUCAUAUUGAAAACAAAAAGAGAGAAAAAUAGUAAUAGCAAACAAAAAAAAAACAAAAAUUUGUAUUUAAAAACAAAAAUAGUUGUCAAUAGCAUAACCUAUAGAAAACAAAAACUAAUAUAUUAACAUUUAAUUAUAAUUAAAUAUACAUACAAUUUAUUAUUAUGCUUAAAUUUAGUAUACACACAUAAUAUUCACAUGUAAAACAAUACAUUUACACAUAAACAUAAACGCAGAAUCUACAAACAAGAUUUGGAAUUAACUAUGUGUAUACAGCGCGUGUUGCGCAAUUAUACUAAUUGGUUAACAAUUUUGUUGUCUUAAUUAUGUUUGUAACACUCAAAAUUGUACACGACCACCGCUACUCGGAAUUCGAAACGAUCUCUUUGCAAAUGCAUUAAAUUUUAUCCUCAUUUUUGAAAUUCCAAAUAUCAGAGUUUAUUGUUUGGUUCAAUAUAUGUACAUAUGUACAUGCAAAGUUAAACAUUUUGUAAAAUAUUAAUUAUUCGCUCUCAGAGAAUGUACGUAGACUCACUUAAAACCAUCAAAAUUAUUUGCUUGUAAAUUGUAAAGUGUUCUCAAGAGACCACAUAAAUUGUUGAUCGCUCGUUAAUAGGCUCUAGGAAAGGCAGUUUCAAAUAACGGCUUAUAUUUAAGAAAUAUAUUGGCUUCUGCAAGCCGACUUAUAAA
Molecule: messenger RNA, 8547 nt
Organism: Zeugodacus cucurbitae (melon fly)
Lineage: Eukaryota; Metazoa; Arthropoda; Insecta; Diptera; Tephritidae
Gene: nsl1
Product: serine-rich adhesin for platelets
Exons: 12
Coding region: 1196-7066 (1956 amino acids)
Cellular component (GO): NSL complex
Molecular function (GO): histone acetyltransferase binding
Source: RefSeq, a predicted model, not a curated record